Molecule: messenger RNA, 845 nt
Organism: Lolium rigidum
Lineage: Eukaryota; Viridiplantae; Streptophyta; Magnoliopsida; Poales; Poaceae
Product: ras-related protein RABA1f-like
Exons: 2
Coding region: 1-651 (216 amino acids)
Cellular component (GO): endosome
Molecular function (GO): GTPase activity; GTP binding
Source: RefSeq, a predicted model, not a curated record
AUGGCGUACCGGGCGGACGACGACUACGACUACCUCUUCAAGGUGGUGCUCAUCGGCGACUCGGGGGUCGGGAAAUCCAACCUCCUCACGCGGUUCACGCGCAACGAGUUCAGCCUCGAGUCCAAGUCCACCAUCGGGGUCGAGUUCGCGACAAGGAGCAUCAGGGUCGACGACAAGGUCGUCAAGGCGCAGAUCUGGGACACCGCCGGCCAAGAGAGGUACCGUGCAAUUACAAGUGCAUAUUACAGAGGAGCUGUUGGUGCGCUUGUUGUGUAUGACGUGACACGGCAUGUGACCUUCGAGAAUGUUGAGAGGUGGCUGAAGGAGCUCAAGGACCAUACCGAUGCCAAUAUUGUGAUCAUGCUCGUUGGCAACAAAGCCGACCUGCGACACUUGCGGGCGGUCUCUGUGGAGGAUGCCAAGGCAUUUGCAGAGAGCGGGUACACAUUUUUCAUGGAAACCUCUGCCUUGGAGGCCAUGAAUGUAGAGGACGCCUUUACUGAGGUGCUAACGCAGAUUUACCGAGUGGUCAGUAAGAAAGCCCUUGACAUAGGCGACGACCCUGCUGCUCCACCACGAGGGCAGACCAUCAACGUCGGGUCAAAAGACGAUGUCUCCGCCGUAAAGAAGGCUGGAUGCUGUUCAUCUUAAUCCGUAUUGACUGUGAAAAGUGUACCAAGCCCUUGACUGCUCAUAUGCUGGGUACCUGUGGAAACAAGAGAAUGUCAUGGGCACACUUUCGGAGGCCCAUAUUUAUCCCAGGGCUAGAAAAGAUAAAACACUAACAGUAACAUUAAAUGGGCAGCCAUUUUUUGGAGGCUAUCAUGGUAUCCUGGUUGUUGCAU